GCAACUCAUUCCAAUCACCAUGUUAGAAAAAUAAAACUGUCUUUACUUUAGCCCAACUUGUUAUUUUUGAACUCUUAAACUUGUCUCCUCUUGGUUUAUUUUUAUUCAGAGAAUACAACUCAAACCUCUGAGGCCUUUAUCCUACCAGUCUGCUGGAUAAUCUUGUAAACUUCAAUAAGUCACCUCUUACCCUUCUUCUUAAGAAAUCUCAGCCUAUCCUUUUAAGAUAACUCUUUCAUCCAAGGAAUCAUUCUAGUAGCCCUCUUCUGAACCCUUUCCUAUAAAUCAGUAUCCUUUCUUAGAAACCUGAAAAAAUAUAAGAUGGAAAGCAACAGGCCAGGCACAAGUGUAAAAAGGCCUUUCUGUCAAGGAAAAGGAUACUCUGGUAGAAGCAAUUGGAGACCUUAUUAUCAAAACAGAAGGCCUUACAGAGGAGGAUACAGAGGGAGAUCCUAUAAAAGGGGAAUCUCCCAAGCUAAACACACCACUGAUAAUGAUGGGCUACUUCAGUCACAGAUACUAGAAGCAGGAGAAAAUCUAAGCCAAUUUUCCCAACCAAUGGCAAGAGUUGUUGAAUUUUGUUCUAAAGCUGGGCCUUACAAUGGAUGGAAGUUGUAUCUUCCUGAUGAGGAUUAUGACUCACAAAGCAACACUGUAAAAAAAUUGCAGCUACUUGAAGAAUACUGUAAAACAUUGCAGCUAUCUGGAAAAAAGGAGGAAAUAGAGAAUAGACAGUCUUUUACUUUUGAUGUGAAAGCCUUAGCUGAGGAUGCAGUUAUAAAAGAAAACUGGUCUGAUCUAAUGACAGAGUUAAAGGAAACCCCUGAAAGGGUGAUCAGCUACCUUGGACUUGCGCUGCAUCAUCUUCUUAGUAAAGAAAUCUUUAAUGAACUCACGAAUGAGCAAAAUGAUGGUAGCGUUUCUAUUCAAUUUAUAACUGAUAAAUUUAAUGUGCCUAAAAUUCAUGCUCGGCUCUCUGGAUAUGAACCCCUCACUCAGAUGAAAAAUCUGAAGGCUAAUUAUUAUGGAAAAUUUGUUUCUGUAAAAGGAACAGUUGUUCGAGUAAGCACUAUCAAACCAUUGUGCACAAAGAUGGCUUUUAAAUGUGGAAACUGUAGUAACGUACAAGUUAUAACUCAGCCGUAUGGAAAGUACACAUUACCUAUAAAAUGUGCUGUUAGGGGUUGUAGGUCUCGAACUUUUAUUCCACUUAGAAGCUCACCACUUACUGAAACAGUUGACUGGCAGAGCAUUCGACUCCAGGAAAUCAUAACGGAUGAUCAGAGGGAAGGUGGGCGGGUACCAAGGACUAUUGAAGCAGAGUUGAUGUUUGAUUUAGUGGACAUUUGUGUGCCUGGUGAUGUUGUCACUUUAUCGGGGGUGAUAAAAGUAACCAGUACUGAUGAAGGUGGAUUCAAGGCAAACAGAGACAAAUGUAUGUUUCUUUUGUACAUUCUUGCUAACUGUAUUUCCAGCUGUAAGGGAACAUUUAUUUCAUCCUCAGAUACAAGCAUGGCUUCUGUAGUUGGUUUAGAAUUUAAUCUUAAAGAUCUUUAUGCCAUUCAGGCCAUCCAAGCAGAAGAGAAUCUUUUUCGUCUUCUAGUGGCAUCCCUCUGUCCAACUAUCUAUGGCCAUGAAAUGGUUAAGGCAGGACUAGUUUUGGGCUUAGUGGGUGGUACUCAAAAAUAUGUUGAUGAUAACAAUCGCAUUCCUAUAAGAGGAGAUCCACACAUUUUGGUGGUUGGUGACCCAGGACUCGGUAAGAGCCAAAUGCUUCAAGCCUGUGCUAACAUAGCACCUCGGGGUGUAUACGUCUGUGGAAACACAACAACAACAUCUGGACUAACCGUAACAUUAUCCAAAGAAGGUUCAAGUGGGGAAUAUGCUUUAGAAGCUGGUGCAUUAGUACUUGCUGAUCAGGGCUGUUGCUGUAUUGAUGAGUUUGAUAAGAUGCCCAACCAACAUUAUGCUCUUUUAGAAGCUAUGGAACAACAGACCAUUAGUAUUGCAAAGGCAGGAAUAGUGUGCAGCCUUCCAGCUAGGACUUCCAUUUUAGCAGCUGCUAAUCCUGUUGGUGGACACUAUAACAAGUCUAAGACUGUAUCUGAAAACCUGAAAAUGAGCAGUCCUUUGCUUUCCAGAUUUGAUUUGGUCUUCAUUCUGUUGGAUAAACCAGAUGAGGAACUCGAUAGCAAACUCUCAGAACAUGUGAUGGCUCUUCAUGCUGGACGAGCCAAAGAAGGAGGUGGAAAAGGAACUCUGAAGCCAACAGUAUCAAACUGCUCAACUCCUAUUAGUAUAUUAAGCCAACUAGAACGUGUAACCAGUCAACCUCUUAGUGAAAGGCUGAAAUACACUCCAAAUGAGAAAUGUGAUCCUAUUCCUCACCAAUUACUAAGAAAAUAUUUUGCAUAUGCUCGAAAAUACGUCCAUCCAAAGUUAUCUUCUGAAGCCUGUGAAAUCCUUCAAAAGUUUUACUUAGAGUUACGAAAGCAUCAUCAAACUGGUGAAAGCACACCUAUCACUACUCGUCAGCUGGAAUCUAUGAUAAGGCUGACUGAGGCUCGAGCUCGACUUGACCUCCGAGAAGAAUGCUCUCAGCAAGAUGCCUUAGAUACAGUGGAAAUAAUGAAGUACAGUAUGUUAGACACAUACUCUGAUGAGUUUGGGUUACUGGACUUUCAGAGAUCACAGCAUGGAUCUGGUAUGAGUGGUCGCUCUCAUGCAAAGAGGUUCAUUGCUGCAUUAACAAAAGUAGCAGAAAAAACUUAUAACUCACUUUUUACAGUUCAACAGAUGCGAGAAAUUGCCACUGACAUGGGAAUACAUGUAUUGGAUUUCCUUGGUUUUGUGAGCUCUCUGAACAACCAAGGAUUCCUCCUGAAAAAAGGACCAAAAGCUUACCAACUUCAAACUACAGAUUAUUAGUUGUUUUUGUAUCCUAAAAUUUGGCUCUUGUAAAAAAGAUAAGUUAAAUA
This is a messenger RNA of Limulus polyphemus (Atlantic horseshoe crab), 2978 nucleotides long. Its product is annotated as DNA helicase MCM8-like. The transcript is spliced from 3 exons. The coding region runs from base 322 to 2928 and encodes 868 amino acids. The record is from RefSeq and is a predicted model, not a curated record. Gene Ontology annotation, cellular component: MCM complex; nucleus. Gene Ontology annotation, molecular function: ATP binding; single-stranded DNA helicase activity; single-stranded DNA binding. NCBI's taxonomy places the organism in Eukaryota, Metazoa, Arthropoda, Merostomata, Xiphosura, Limulidae.